Molecule: messenger RNA, 761 nt
Organism: Neocloeon triangulifer
Lineage: Eukaryota; Metazoa; Arthropoda; Insecta; Ephemeroptera; Baetidae
Exons: 4
Coding region: 98-553 (151 amino acids)
Source: RefSeq, a predicted model, not a curated record
CUAAAAACAACCCUCUGCCACGCCCAAGUGUCACUGUCAAAAUCGUAGGAUCUCUUCGGACACGGACAUCGGUGCGCACAUCCAUAUUUGAAACACCAUGCAAGCUCAAGCAAAUAAUGCUGGUGCCCCGGUGCUUAAAACAUCUGGAUGUGAGGAAAUCGAUGAAAUUCUUCAAGGAGAAGAGGUGCCUACUUUGGCUUACCUGACCACUCUGAGCAAGCCUCGACUUGUACAGCUGCUCAUGGCCAACGGCUUCAGGGUCGACCUCAAAUGGGACAAGAAUUACAUGGCCACAAUGUUCAGGGAGUUCCUGCUCCGCGCCGAGAGGUCAGUGCAGCCGUCAAUUCUGCACUGCAUGAGGUGCCACAUGGAAGAGGCAACCUACAUUUUCAAGAACUGCCGACAUCUCGGUGUCUGUGGAGGUUGCCGAGAAGUCAUAUUAGACAUGGAUAUGGCCCAUGUUGGGGAAGCCCGUCGAGCGUUUUGCCCCGUACCUGGGUGCCACUCAAAACACAUUAGCACCGAUAUCCAACCAGUGAGGCCUGUCCAUUGAGCAACCCCCCUUAGUUUUUUACAUCAACAAAUUUCAUUCAACAAAACUUAAAAUUUUUUUGCUUUGUGUCUCAAUGAGUAGUGCUUUAAAUCUAAGUUAACAGGACAAAUGAAAUAUUGAUAAGAUACAAAUAAAUGAUGCAUAAAUUAACUUGAUAUAUUUUAAAAAAAUAAAAAAAAACAUGUUUUUUAAUUCAACCUUUUUUUUG